Molecule: messenger RNA, 669 nt
Organism: Penicillium arizonense
Lineage: Eukaryota; Fungi; Ascomycota; Eurotiomycetes; Eurotiales; Aspergillaceae
Exons: 2
Coding region: 1-669 (222 amino acids)
Source: RefSeq, a predicted model, not a curated record
AUGGUGGAACAUACGACGCCUAAUACUUCGAUACUUCCCCCGAGUACUCCAUUACCAGGGUCACUGACCUACUGGGGAUUCCAGUCAUUGCGCUCAAUCGGCCGGGCUAUGACUAUCUUGCCUGCGCUCUGGAAGGAAUAUGGAGAGCUUUCGGGUGCAUCGGCUGUUGUCCUUCUCGCACACUCUAUUGGUGCUAUGAUGGCCACAAUCACUGCUGGAUCCUAUACAGGAACUGAAGGAUAUUCAUAUUCACUUGCUGGCCUGAUCACCUCUGGAAUCGGUGCUGAGAUGAACCUCUCCCACACUCAAAGCUUUACGAACCUCAUCGAGCCAGGCGCGAGCCAUGGGAACUUUGACCCUGUGAAGGAUCAAAUGAUGCUGAAGAUCCCAAAUAUGUCUCUUGCAGACCCUGAAGUGACAAAACACUCGGCGCGUCUUAACAAACCCGCUCCUGUGGGUGGAAUUAUGGAAAUCAGUACAACCUGGCUGCGGGAUUGGCAUCGACAUUCUCAUCAAGUCAAGGUUCCCCUCAAGUAUGGAGUCAGCGAGUUUGACGAGCUCUGGAGUUCAACACCUGAUGCACCUGAGAAAUGGCGCGAUGCCUUUCUACUUAGCCCCAGGGUUGAAUGUGGAAUUGUGCCCAAUGCGCUGGCUGACGGGAUGUUGUGA